UUUGGUUCUCGUCCUCGGUCGGACCAACCCUCGAACUCCAAGCAAGCAAUGGCGAUGGCGUCGUCUUCAUCGCCAACCCAGCCGCCUCCCAACGCCUCCAAUCUCGAGAACUCCGCCACUCAGCCCACCCUUACGACUCCACCUCAGGGGAACGUGAAGGUUGAUGUUGCCUCCAGAAAUGGUUUGCCCACUGCGAUUGACAAGAAGCCUGAAACAGCUCAGCAUUUUGAGUUCCUAGAUGGUGAGGACUACAUUGAGAAAUACAGCAAAUAUGAAUCAGACUACACUCGCCGGCUGAUGGCAAAAUACUUUUCGGAGAAAAAUCUUUAUGGAGGAAACACAUUUGAGGAAAAAAUGACAAUAGACGAGGAGGCUAUAUUGUCAAGCAGGUGGCCAGGUACUCGAUCGUUUGCAGACCCUGUGCUGAGUUUUGAGGAGCAGAGCAGUGGCGACUCAACUUCUCCUUCUGAAACCCUGGGACGAUGAAUGAUGCAAAAAAUGGCACCAAAAAAAGGAGCAGAAAACGAUGAAAAUCGUCCAAUAGUUGCAACUGUGUCCUAUGCAUUUCCAGUGGAAGAUAGAGCAAUUGCUGAUCAUUAUUCGCUACCAGGUAUGAUGCUGCUGCACCCAAAGUAUUUGAUGGAUGGAGAGAAAGUGAAAACAAUUGUUAGUGUAAAAAUUUUCGUCUUGCAAAUAUUUAUCUGUCUUUGGAUAUUUAUUCCUUACCAGGUAUGAUACUGCUGCACCCAAAGUAUUUGAUGGAUGGAGAGAAAGUGAAAACAAUUGUUAGCGUAAAAGUUUUCGUCUUUCAAAUAUUUAUCUAUCUUUGGAUAUGAUCAUAUGAAUAACGUACUUAGAUUAAGUUUCAUUAUUUGCCUGUAAUUGUUGUUAUAGAGUCUCUCUCUUUAACUGCAUGCAAAUUUAAUGAUCAGGUGCAGUGAAAAUCUUUUUUUAA
Tripterygium wilfordii is the source of this 955-nucleotide messenger RNA. RefSeq lists its product as uncharacterized. The coding region runs from base 49 to 486 and encodes 145 amino acids. NCBI's taxonomy places the organism in Eukaryota, Viridiplantae, Streptophyta, Magnoliopsida, Celastrales, Celastraceae. The transcript has 6 exons. The record is from RefSeq and is a predicted model, not a curated record.